AAAAGAUAUAUUUCUCUCUGUUUCCCGCUAAAAUUCUCUCCCAAAUCUUGAUCGUGAAAUGGCUAAUGAGCAAUCUCUUUCAAAAUGGAGGAAGAAGAUAAUCCUUUACAGUUUCAUGCCAUCAAACGCUGAAGAAGAAGCCGUCAGAGUUAACAACACAUCACGGCUAAAGAUUCCCGAGCUAGUAGAGACAGGCUCUCCCCUGAUAUUCGAUUGGAAAAACCCAUGGAAGAUCAAGAAAAAGAUUACCCCUCAAAUUCUCCAUCAACGAAAUCUGGUCAUUUCAUAUUUCGAGACGUUUGAGUACAUUCUUCCAUACAUGACGUUGAACUCUGGCAAACUAUUGGUGAAGGGGUCCGUGGGUCUUUUUCGUGCGUGGGACGUAUCGAAUGAUAUUAAGUUUUAUGGAGAUACAAAAUUUAGAUUUUGGAAGCUGACUAAUCAUGAUGAUGACUAUUCUCUAUCAUUCAACGUUCAAGGAUUGGGUGUUGGUGAUGAAAUUGGGUUAUGUUUCAAUCCUGAAGAUCAAGAGUUUAUGUUCAAAGUACUUUCUAAGCUUUGUAGGAAGAAGACAUUCUCUUACAAUUUCAUCCCAUCAAGAACUGAAGAAGAAGAAAACAACACAUCAUGGGUAGUGACUCGAGAGCUAAAAGAGACAGACCCUCCCCGGAGAAUCCAUUUGAAUAACGUUAGGCACAUGAUGAAAAAGAUUACCAUUGAAGAUCUCACUUUUGGAGAGCUGCGGAUUGCAUUUUUCGCGACGUUUGAGUACAUUCUUCCAUACUGGAAUUUGGAGCUGGCAACAAGUUUGGUGAACGGGAACAUGGUGCGUGUUGGCUUGUGGGAUGUAACGGAGCAGAAUGGCAGGCCUAAUAGGUAUAAAGGUGGAAGUUUUACUUUUAGGAAGCUGCGUAAUGAUGACUACUCUCUAUCAUGCAUGAGAUUGAUCAAUGAUCGCGGAUUGGCUGUUGGUGAUGAAAUUUCGCUAUGUUGGGAUCCUAGGUGUUCAAAGUUUAGAUUCAGCUUACUUUCUAAGGUUUGUAGGAAGAAGACAUUCUCUUACAAUUUCAUCCCAUCAAAAACUGAAGAAGAAGUUAACAACACAUCAUGGGUAGUGACUCGAGAGCUAAUAGAGACAGGCCCUACCCUGAUAAUCCAUUCAAAUAAAAUCAUGAGGAAAAAGAUUACCUAUGAAAAUCUCGUUUUUGGAGAGCUUCGGAUUUCAAUUUUUGUAACAUUUGACUGCAUUCUUCCAUACUGGAAGUUGGAGCUGGCAAGAAGUUUGGUGAAGGGGAACGUUGUGCGUGUUGACUUGUGGGAUUCAACAGAGAAGAAUGGCACUAAGAAGUAUGAAGAUGAAAGUAUUACUUUUAGGAAGCUGCAUAAUGAUAACUAUUCUCUAUCAUGCAUGAGAUUGAUCAAUGAUCGCGAAUUGGGUGUUGGUGAUGAAAUUGGGCUAUAUUGGCAUCCUAGGUUUUCAAAGUUUAUUUUCAAAUUAAUUUGUAAGGUUCGUGAUUCAAUUAGGCCUGUAUAAAUUGGGAGAUCUUCAAGUUUAAUGUUGAAAAUUCCGUAAAUGAUUCAAGAAUUAGGACAAAAAAGUUGGAAUAUAUGAUAAUUUCUGCACAUACCCAAAUUUUGUCUUCUUAAUCUGUUAUUCGAUGAGUUUCAAUUCAUCCUAUGGGAGAUGUUGUGCUUCCAAUCUUGAAUGUCUGUAAUUUAGUGCCUG
Molecule: messenger RNA, 1726 nt
Organism: Solanum dulcamara
Lineage: Eukaryota; Viridiplantae; Streptophyta; Magnoliopsida; Solanales; Solanaceae
Exons: 2
Coding region: 59-1534 (491 amino acids)
Source: RefSeq, a predicted model, not a curated record